Penicillium verhagenii is the source of this 1713-nucleotide messenger RNA. RefSeq names its product putative phosphatidylinositol-3,4,5-trisphosphate 3-phosphatase. Gene Ontology annotation, molecular function: protein tyrosine/serine/threonine phosphatase activity; phosphatidylinositol-3,4,5-trisphosphate 3-phosphatase activity; protein tyrosine phosphatase activity. The record is from RefSeq and is a predicted model, not a curated record. The coding region runs from base 1 to 1713 and encodes 570 amino acids. NCBI's taxonomy places the organism in Eukaryota, Fungi, Ascomycota, Eurotiomycetes, Eurotiales, Aspergillaceae. The transcript has 3 exons. Gene Ontology annotation, cellular component: cytosol; nucleus; cell projection. Gene Ontology annotation, biological process: phosphatidylinositol 3-kinase/protein kinase B signal transduction; negative regulation of cell population proliferation; phosphatidylinositol dephosphorylation.
AUGUCCUCCAUUCUCCGCCAAAUCGUGGCUGGUCCUAGAUUACAACACCCAGAGGCAAAUCUCGACCUAUGCUAUGUGACAGAUAACAUUAUUGCUACCUCUGGCCCUUCGGGAACCUAUCCACAACGAGCGUACCGCAACCCUCUUGAUGCGCUGGUCACCUUCCUUGACUCCAAGCAUGGCUCGAACUGGUGUAUCUGGGAAUUUCGUGCAGAAGGGACCGGAUAUCCGGACUCGGAGGUAUAUGGACGGAUUCACCAUUUCCCAUGGCCAGAUCACCACCCACCGCCCUUUGCUUUAGUCCCUAAUAUAAUGGCCAGCAUGCGAAACUGGCUGCAGCGAUUAGAUGAACAAAACGAAUUAUUGGACUCAACCGACAACUCCAAUCAAUCUGAUUCGGAGAAGAAACAAAACUCGUCAAGCAAUGGCGACCGGGUUGUUGUCGUGCAUUGCAAGGCAGGCAAAGGACGCAGCGGGACCAUCGCAACCGCAUACUUGAUCAGUCAAGAGGGAUGGAAAAAAGAAGACGCUCUACAGCGCUUUACAGAUCGACGCAUGCGUGUUGGGUUCGGAGCUGGCGUUAGUAUUCCGAGCCAACUGCGCUACGUUGACUAUAUCGACCGGUGGACGAACCAAUUGAACAAAGUAUAUAUAGAACGCCCCGUUGAGAUCGUCGAAAUUCACGUGUGGGGCAUGCGCGACGGCGUAAAGGUCGCGGUGGAGGGCUAUGUUGACGAAGGCAAGAAAAGGAAAUGCAUCCAUAUGUUUCAUCGACGUGAGCGAACGGUGAUCGAGUCGGGUAAUACCACACCCGUGAAGGAGCAGACUGAUGUGAAGACUGCGAAUCUCACUCCGGGCGCAAAUGCUCCCACUUCUGCUGCGACAUGGGCACCAUCGCCAAUGGCCUCACAAUCCGAUUUCUCCAGCUCAGCGACAGAUCUCCCACGCCCAUCGACUAUUUCACCAGCAACACCUACAUUAUCCGCCGCGAUUUUUAAGCCCGAAAAGCCACUUAUCGUCCCUGGUUCUGAUGUCAACAUUGACUUUGAACGCCGCAGCAAAGCGUCGUACACGGGAUUUGCAAUGGUGACUUCUGUUGCCCAUGUGUGGUUCAAUCCCUAUUUUGAAGGUGGUGAUAAGCAUGAUUCUGGUGUGUUUGAGACCGAAUGGGAAGCCAUGGAUGGAAUUAAGGGAAGCGUGAAGAAAGGGAUCCGCGCACUCGAGCGAUUGAAGGUUGUCUGGCGGUAUCCCGACGAGAAUCCUGGCCAUACUCCCUCAUCUGGGCAUCCAAUCAAGAUGCCUGAGCCUGGUGAGCCGAUAAAUGAAGGUCAGGCUUCUGACUGGCAGCACACAUCGCAGCCUGAGUCUGAGUCUGGAUCUUCGCCUCCUCAUCUCGGGGACGAACAGGAAAACCGGCCACCUCUGCCAGACCGUGCAGCCUCAAAGGCCUCGAGUGAAGUGAAUUCUAAGUUGACCACAAGCUCUGAGACGCCUGCGCCUUCUACCUCCUCGAACCAUGAAGAGUCGGCGGAGGGGUUGGAUAUGAGAUUAGGUCUGCGACCCCAGACUGAUGCGAGUAAAGAUGUGAGCUUAGCAGGGAGUGAGGAUGAAGAACGGACGGUGGACGAGGAAGGUCGUGUGGUGAAGGGCAAGGGCAAUGGAGAUCUGGAGGGCGUGAGGUCUUAUUUUAAGGAUGGACAGGACGACGGAUAA